AUGAGACUAAAUAUCGCCAUCUUCUUUGGGGCUCUCUUUGGUGCUUUAGGGGUUUUGCUCUUUUUGGUGGCGUUUGGGUCGGACUACUGGCUUCUUGUGACAGAAGUGGGGAAAUGUUCAGGUGAACAGAAUGUAGAGAACGUGACUUUCCACCACGAGGGGUUCUUCUGGAGGUGCUGGUUCAGUGGGGCCGCGGGGGAAAAUCAGCCCGACCUCUGGAAGUUCUGGUACGGCAAUCAGCCGGCAUCCAAGACCUGCACACAUGCUUACCUGUCGCCAUACCCCUUCAUGAGAGGCGCGCACAACGCCACCGCCUAUGACUCUGCAGUCAUUUACCGUGGUUUCUGGGCUGUCCUCAUGCUCCUGGGCGUAGUCGCUGUCGUGACUGCAAGUUUCCUCAUCAUCUGUGCAGCCCCCUUUGCCAGCCAUGUUCUCUACAAGGUCGGCGGGAGCUCCUUUAUCGCUGCAGGCUUCCUGUUUUCCCUGGUGGUGGUCCUGUACGUCAUCUGGGUCCAGGCGGUGGCUGACAUGGAAAGCUACACCAGCGCGAAAGCGGAAGACUGCCUGGAUUUCACGCCUUCUGUGCUGUACGGCUGGUCGUUCUUCCUGGCCCCGGCGGGCGUGUUCUUUGCUCUGCUCUCUGGGUUACUGUUCCUCAUUGUUGGGCGGCAUAUUCAGCUACACCACUAA
Molecule: messenger RNA, 690 nt
Organism: Pipistrellus nathusii (Nathusius's pipistrelle)
Lineage: Eukaryota; Metazoa; Chordata; Mammalia; Chiroptera; Vespertilionidae
Source: the annotation of a GenBank genome assembly